Pipistrellus nathusii (Nathusius's pipistrelle) is the source of this 975-nucleotide messenger RNA. The record is from the annotation of a GenBank genome assembly. Lineage: Eukaryota; Metazoa; Chordata; Mammalia; Chiroptera; Vespertilionidae.
AUGGCUGCCAGCGUGGCCCUCCUGGGGGGCGGCACAGAGGAGCCUGAGCCUCACAGCGAGCGCCCCCUCCAGCUCUGCAACCCGAACAUCGCCGCCAUGAAGGAGGACAUUCUCUACCACUUCAGCCUCAGCACCAGCUCGCAUGACCUGCCCGCCAUGUUCGGGGACGUGAAGUUCGUGUGCGUGGGGGGCAGCCCCUCCCGGAUGAGUGCCUUCAUCCAGUACGCGGCCGCGGAGCUGGGCCUGGGCCGGCCGGGCGAGGAGUACCCCAACAUCUGCGCGGGCACCGACCGCUACGCCAUGUUCAAAGCGGGGCCCGUGCUGUCCGUCAGCCAUGGCAUGGGCAUCCCCUCCAUCGCCAUCAUGCUGCACGAGCUGCUCAAGCUGCUGUACCACGCCCGCUGCUCCGGCGUCACCGCCAUCCGCAUCGGCACGUCGGGCGGCAUAGGUCUGGAGCCCGGCUCCGUGGUGAUCACCCGGCAGGCGGUGGACGCCUGCUUCAAGCCCGAGUUGGAGCAGCUGGUGCUGGGGCGGCGGGUGGUCCGCAGCUCCGAGCUGGACGCGCGGCUGGUGCGGGAGCUGGCGCAGUGCGCCGCCGACCUGGACCAGUUCCCCACGGUCGUGGGCAACACCAUGUGCACGCUGGACUUCUACGAAGGGCAGGGCCGGCUGGACGGGGCGCUGUGCUCCUACACGGAGCAGGACAAGCAGGAGUACCUGCGGGCGGCCCAUGCGGCCGGCGUCCGCAACAUCGAGAUGGAGUCGUCUGUGUUCGCCGCCAUGUGCAGCGCCUGCGGCCUCCCAGCGGCCGUGGUGUGCGUCACCCUCCUGGACCGCCUGCAGGGGGACCAGAUCGGCAGCCCCCACGACGUGCUGGCCGAGUACCAGCAGCGGCCGCAGCGGCUGGUCAGCCACUUCAUCAAGAAGAGCCUGGCAGGGGCCGCGGCCCCCGCAUCCCGGAGCGGCUGCCAGUGA